Cordyceps fumosorosea ARSEF 2679 is the source of this 1641-nucleotide messenger RNA. Its product is annotated as Arylsulfotransferase. The transcript is spliced from 3 exons. Bases 1 to 1641 code for a protein of 546 amino acids. The record is from RefSeq and is a predicted model, not a curated record. NCBI's taxonomy places the organism in Eukaryota, Fungi, Ascomycota, Sordariomycetes, Hypocreales, Cordycipitaceae.
AUGAAGGCCUUCCUUGGGCUCUUCAUCACAGCAACUGCGCUGCUUCCGGCCGUCACCGCAGACUGGCAGUUCAGGUCCCGGCCCGACCUCGCGCCGCCGCGCCUCAACAUCACCAUCCCCGCCACCGACGCCGUCGACGCCGGCUACCUCUUCCUCACACCUUUCGCCGGCCUCGCCGACACGCCGACCGCGCAGCACGGCCCCCGCCAGGCCGCCCCGUACAUCUUCCGCGACGACGGCGACCUGGUGUGGUCCGGGUACGCGGCCUUUAGCGUCUGGGCGGUCAACUUCCAGGCGGCCCGGUGGAGGGGCCGCGACGUGCUGUUCGCCUUUGAGGGCGACCACAACGCGGGCUACGGUCAUGGGCAUGGACACUUUACGUUCCUCGACCAGCAUUACGAGACGGUUCGAGAGCUGCGCGCGGGGAACCACAGACUAGCGUACAAGCACGAGUUCCGCAUCGUGGACGAGGAGACGGCGCUGAUUCAGGUGUACCAGCCCGUGCCCCGGGAUCUGUCGAAGUGGGGAGCCGGCCCGGACCAGCAAUGGAUCGUCAAUGCUAUUUUCCAGGAGCUUGACAUUUCCACCGGGAAGGUCCUCUUCGAAUGGUCCAGCCUGGAUCAUGUAUCCCCUGACGAGGCCGUGCUCGGCAUCAACCCCGGCCACGCCGGCUCCGGGCGCAACUCCUCCGACGCCUGGGACUACUUCAAGAUCAACAGCGUCGACAAGGAUGCCCGCGGCGACUACCUCGUCUCCGCCCGCGACGCCUGCGCCAUCCUCAAGGUCAACGGCACCGACGGCUCCGUCAUCUGGCGCCUGCACGGCAAGCGCAGCGACUUUUCCCUCGGCCCCGGCGCGUCCUUUUGCUUCCAGCACCACGCGCGCUGGCUGUCCCAGGACUCCUCCACCGGCGUCGAGGUCAUCAGCCUCUUGGACAACUCGGCCCACGGCACCGAGCGCAACAGCGGCCGCGGCGUGCACACCGCGCCGACCAGCAGCGCCAAGAUCCUCCGACUGGACACCCGCGCGCGCCGCGCGGAGCUGCUCGCCAAGUACACCCCGCCCCCCGGAGGCGACGCGUUGUCCAAGUCGCAGGGCAGCGCGCAGGUGCUCCCCAACGGCAACGUCCUGGUGGGCUGGGGCUCGGAGGGCGCGGUGACGGAGUUCGCGGCGGGCGGCGAGCCGGUGUUCCACGCGCGGCUGGACUCGGGCGCGCUGGCGGAGGGGGUGCAGAACUACCGCGCGUUCCGGUUCAACUGGACGGGCCUGCCGAGCGAAGACCCGGCCAUCGUCGCGCUGGCGGGCGCGGGCGGCACGACGGUCUACGUCUCGUGGAACGGCGACACGGAGACGGCACUCUGGCGGUUCUACGCCGAGGCGGAGGGACGUGGCGGAUUCGAAUCUCGGAGGCUUCUCGGCGAGGUGAAGCGCAAGAGCUUUGAGACGUCCCUCUUUGUGCCCGGCAAGAGGCUUGAGGCCGUCUCUGCAGAGGCGCUGGACGCCGCGGGCAAGCACCUCGUGUCUACCGCGUCGGUCAAGACGGAGCCCGACAUUGUCCCGUUUCGUUCCGGGGAAAAGGUGCUCGCGAAGACCAUGGGAAGAGUGUGGGAGCAAAGGAUUCUCAAGAAGACGAAAUUUUAG